GCCAGCCCGGCCGGCUCUGCGGGGAGGCGGCUGCCCGAGCGGGGCCGCCCCCGCGCAAUCCCGCCGCCCCGCGCCGCCUGGACCACUGGGAAGAUGGAUGGGCACGUCCUGGGAUGGAUCGUCCUGCUGUGGAUCGCAGCUGAGGUGGAAGGGUUGCAGGUCACUGUGCCAGAGAAGAAGAAGGUGGCCAUGUUAUUUCAGCCUGCUCUGCUUCGUUGCCAUUUCUCCACUUCUUCCACCCAACCAGCUGUGGUACAGUGGAGGUACAAAUCCUACUGCCAGGACCGGAUGGGAGAAGCUCUGGGUAUGGUGACUUCAGGAUUGCAAACAAUGAGCAAGAGGAACCUGGACUGGGAUCCCUACCUGGACUGUGUGGACAGCAGGAGGACAGUCCGUGUCGUGGCCUCCAAGCAGGGAUCUGCCAUCACCAUAGGAGACUUCUAUAAGGAAAGAGACGUCAGCAUUGUCCAUGAUGCAGACCUGCAAAUCGGGAAGUUGAUGUGGGGAGACAGUGGCCUGUAUUACUGCCUUAUCAUCACACCUGAUGAUGUGGAGGGCAAGAAUGAAGAAUCAGUGGAGUUGCUUGUUCUUGGCAGGACAGGGCUGCUUGCUGAUCUCUUGCCCAGUUUUGCUGUGGAGAUUAUGCCAGAGUGGGUCUUUGUGGGCCUGGUGAUCCUGGGGGCGUUCCUGUUCUUCCUCCUGGUGGGGAUCUGCUGGUGCCAGUGCUGCCCACACAGCUGCUGCUGUUACGUCCGCUGCCCCUGCUGUCCCGAGUCCUGCUGCUGUCCCCGGGCGCUGUAUAUAGCUGGCAAAGCAGCAAAAGCUGGAUACCCUCCUGCAGUCUCUGCCAUGCCAGGUCCAUACUACAUCCCCAGUGUUCCUGUAGCUGGUGUCCCGUCUCCUGCUGUGCUGAUGGAUAAGUCACACCCCCCUCCCUUAGCCCCAAGUGAGGCCAGCGGAGGAAGCCAAAAUGCAGUGCGCAAAGGGUACAGGAUCCAGACUGACAAGGACAGGGACUCCAUGAAGGUGCUGUACUAUGUCGAGAAAGAAUUGGCUCAGUUUGACCCGGCUAGGAGGAUGCGAGACCGAUAUAACAACACUGUCUCUGAGCUGAGCUCGCUGCACGAGGAGGACCUGAACUUCCGCCAGCCCUACCGGCAGGCGCGGAGGAAGCCUCUGCCCCCCGCGGGGGACAUGGACGGCGACGCCGAGUACUGGGCAGGAGUCGUGGGCAGCGGCAGCACCUCCAGAUCACAGGCUGUGUCUGAUUACAGGGAUGAGCGGGACAGCUACUGGCACAGCCAGCAGAGAUCCAAGUCGGAGAUGCUGUCCCGUAAGAGUUUCUCCGUGGGAGUGCCGGCCGUGUCCAUGGACGAGCUGGCGGCCUUUGCCGAGUCCUACAGCCAGCGGCCGCGGCGGGCGGACAGCCAGGAGAUGCGGCGCUUCGAGCGCUCCGAGUCGCACGGCGGGCGUGGCGGGGGGCUGCCCCACCAGGACAGCUCCCUGGAGGAAUACUACACCAAGCGCUGCAGGGGCAACCGGGAGCCGCUGACGGACUCGGAUCGGGGCUGGUCCUACAGCCCGCCACGGAGACGGGCCCACGAGGAGAAGCACCUUCCCAGGCUGGUGAGCAGGACGCCCGGAGGGAGCCAGAAAUACGAUCAUUCCUACCUCAGCAGCGUCUUGGAGAGGAAAUCCCGGAGCUAUGACGAGAGCGGUGACCAUUGUGCGACCCCCUCGAAGCUGAGCUCGCAGCCCAGCCAGAGAGGAGGCAGCACGUACUACGCCUGGUCACCACCCUCCACCUACAAAGCCGAGAAGUCGCAGCCGCCGCCGCAGCAGUCGUCGUCCCCCGAGCAGGACGAGGAGGAGGAGGAGGACAGCCUGCCCCCCUACAGCGAGAGGGAGCUGAGCCGAGGCCCUUCCUACAGGGCCAGGGAACAGGCCUACCUCAAUGCCUCUGACAAGAAGAGGAAAAAGGACCCCAAGAAAACAAAUGAUUUCCCAACAAGGAUGUCCCUUGUGGUUUGAACUUGUUGUGGACCUGUCAUGUUGAUGGGCUGGAUGUCAUGAAGUGACUGCAGAGAAGAUGCAGAGCAACAAGCAAGACAUGCCUCUGUGAACCUUUGCAGCCAUCAGCCAUGGACUGUUUCAAUUUUUUCUUUCAUCCAGGGGAGCUGAGGCUUUUGUAAGAGCCAGACUCCCAUGGACAGCACUCUAUCUCAGAGGCUCUGGGAAUCUGCCAGGAAAAUGAGGCUAGGGCUCUCUUUGGCACCCUGUUUUCCAGCGCCCUCCAUUCUGCACUGGAGGGCAGCCACAUUCCUACUGUCCCUGCAGCCCUCCCUGCAGCCCUGAACUACAAAUGAGCUGCCUUUGUGCCUCUUGCCCUGUCCCAUGUGCAGAGGGAGGCCUGUGUACCUCUUGCUCUCUCUGUCUCCUCAGUUCUGUUUGGAUCAAAAUUGUUUCCACACUGAAAGCUUUUUCUGUAUCACCCCUGUGCUGGGAGGAGGCCUUGUUCUUACAACUGCAGACUGCCUCCAGCUGAUCAGGCCCUAAGUCAUGAAAGAAAAUCCACAUCCUUUCAGACACUGUAAGAAAAUGACUGAUGAGAUGUUACCUUGAUAAGGGCUGAAUGGGGAAAGAGACAAUUAUGAGUUGGUUUGUUCAAUAUAUUUAGUUCUGUUCGUUGUGUGAUGAGAGUUGCAGGUGAGAUUGAUGUAUUGUUUUGAAAGUGGGUCAAAGUAGCUUUUAUUGUGAUGAGAGCAUGAUUUGUUUCCCCCCUGCCCCCAACUGUGUUUUGUUUUGAUGCUGUUGCAUUUCCUUGCAGCUCAACUGUGCCCCUGUAGAGCUUCAAGCUGGAGUACCUACUCUGCUGUUUUAAAAGCAGUGCUCUAGCCUUCCUACUGCUCUGCUUCCAGCACCACCAGACACUUCUGCCACUCUAGUGAGUGGCUUUUUUGUUUCAAGGAAGCAAAAAGGGGACAGUAUCAGUAUCAAAGGGCAGCUGCAGACCAUCAUCCUGUGCCGCUGGUAUCAAUCCUUUCUGGGAAUAGUUUCCCAGGAGAAACUACUGCUGAAGAGAGCAGGAACAGCAGUGGGAAAAGAACAAGCACUGUGGAUGGAUACCAGCUUUGAAAGUCAUCUUUUUCACUUAAAACUAUUCCAUUCACUUUGGUUGGGAUGUGGUUUUAGUGGCUGUUGUCUCAGGAAUAGCUUUAUUUAGAAGUGAGUGCUUCACACCAUUUGGAAGCCUGACAUUCUGGUUUUCAUAGAGUAUUAUGCAGUCAUUUAUUUAGCUGCUAAAAUCAUCAUGUGAGGGAAGAUGAUGGGAACAUUUUAAGGUCCAGUAUCUUAUUUCCUAUUAUACCUAGAAACAACUUAGUGCCCUGUUGUGUUAGGGACAUUAUCAGCCUCUGAAAUAACAUCUUUGUUGUUCCUCUGGGAAUUUGGGAAGCUGUCUGGCCUCACAUGCUUAUACUGGCAGUACUGUUUUUAAUGUCACUGCAGUUCUCCAUAAAAAUUAUAGAUUAAUUUCUGUAUUACUCCUUUGCCAGAUAGUUUACCCACCAGGAAUGGUCAGAGGAGAGGAAAACUAAUCCCCAUAGAUUUGAUGUCAGUUUUCAUGUGAGAGGGUGAGUUGAUGAAAGGAAAACAUUCUUCUCCCAUGCUCCUCUAGUGAUGACUGUAGUUUUGGAAAUCCCAGUCCUGGGUCUUCCUGGCCAGAGAGAAAUUAGCCAGCAGGAGCAUACAAUUGUGGAAUUGAGAAUUGUUUGUGCAGGAGGUAUCCUUUAAAAAUUUCAACAUUUAAAGUUUCAAACCUCUGUGAAGGGAAGGGAUGUCUUCUACAUAGGAGGUUGCUCAAAGCCCCAUCCAGCUGGGGCCAUGAACACAUUCAGGGAUAGAACAUUCACAGCUUCUCUGGGCAACCUGUUCCAGAAUUUCAUCACCCUCACAGUAAAGAAUUUCUUCCUUGUAUCUAAUCUAAAAUUACCCUCUUUUACUUGAAAAUCAAUGUAAAAUGCCCAUAUCCAACUUUCUUGUAGGCCCCUUUAGCCACUGGAAGGUUCUAAGGUCUCCACUGAGCCUUCUCUUCUCCAGACUUAACAGUGCCGACCCUCUCGGCCUGUCUUUAUAGAAGAGGUAUUCCAGCCCCUCUGACUAUUUUUGUCUCCCUCCUCUGGAUCUGCUCUAACAGGUUCAUGUCUUUGUGUGGGUGGUCCCAGAGUUGAAUGCAGUACAAUGUGGGGUCUCAAGAGAAUGGAGCAGAGGGAAAUUCCACUCCUUGGUCCACUCCUUGGCUGGCUGGUCACUCACCUGAUGCAGCCCAGGAUAUGGUUGGUUUUCUGGGCAGUGAGACCACAUGGCUAGCUCAUGUCCAGUCUUCAUCCACCACUGUAAAAUUAUAGAAUUGUAGUGUGGUUUGGAAGAGACCUUAAAGAUCAUCUAGUUCCCCAAGUCCCUCUCAGGCCUCCCAGUCCAUUCUUCCCCCAGUGUGCAUCAAUACCAGGGAUUGCUCUGACUCAGGUGUAGCACCCCACACUUUGCUGAGGUUCUCAUGGGCCUGCUCCUCAUGCCUGUCCCAGGGUCACUCUGAAUGGCAUCCCUGGCAUCAUCCAGCUUGGUGUCACCCACAGACUGCUGAGAGGGCACUCAGUCCCACUGUCUGUGCCAUUAAUGAAGGUUGAAUAGUGUCAGCCUUGGUGCAGGCCCUUGAGGGACAACACUUGUAACUGAUGUCCUUUUGGACACUGAGCCAUUUACUGAUGCUCUGGAUGUGGCCAUCCAGCCAAUUCCUUGUCCAUCUAGCAGUCCAUCCAUCAAACCCAUCUCUCUCCAGUUUAGAAAUUAAAUGUUGUGUGGGACUGUGUCAAAGGCCAGAAGUCAAGGUGCAUGACAUCAGAUGUUUUCUUAUCCAUCAGUGCAAUCACUCUGCCAAGAAGGUCUCUGAGUAAGCAGGUGUGAUUUGUCCCUGGUGAAGCCAAGCCAGCUUUAAUCACUUCUCUCCCAUCCAUCUCCCCUGAGAUGGCUUUCAGGAGGAUCUUUCAGGGCACAGAGGCGAGGCUGAUUGGUCAAGAGUUCCUGGGGCCCUGUUCUUUUAUCCCUUUAAAACGGGUCUGAUGUUUCCCUUCUACCAGCACUGGGGACCUGACUGCCUGAGUGUCAUGACUUUUCAAACAGGGAGAGCAACUUAGCAACUGCAUUUACCAUCUGUCUGUAUUAUGGCUGGAGAGACGUAACAUUUUAUGUAUUUUAAUCUUUUUUUUACCAUUAAUUGUGUGUUCUUAGGAAAAUCAUAGCACAGUUAGCAAGAGGUGGGCAGGUGCCUGCCAUCUGAGGUCUCUGAGGCUUUAAGAAGUCUACAGAGCUACACUCCAUGCUGUUUUAAAUCAAACAUUUAAUUCCUGACAUAUGAGGAUUUUAGUAAGUUGGUAUUUUGUUAGUCUGAAAACCUUGGCAACCCCUGUGCCAUGAAUUUCAAGGCAGUUUAGCCUGCUAUAAUUUCCCUUAGCCCCAGGAAACACUUGACAUAGAAAUUUGAAAGUGCAUCUAACUAUGCCAGAAAGGGGCCAAACCAGCAGUUUUACAGUCUCUGAAUACCUCUGUAUUUUAAAUAAUACUGAAAGCCUGAGUAUUACAAUCAUCUCAUUUCAGUUAUGUUCUGUCCCUUAUCUCAGUCACUCUAGUUUAUUUGAUCAAGCCCUCAGGAAUGAGCUCUGUGUAUUAAAAAUACAAGUCUUCAUUUAUUUGAGUCAGUUUUGUUUGUGCAGUGCUGGUACUUUGGUGUAUCUGUGCACUGUGUGUAAGAAGUUGCCAUUUAUGUAUCUAGCUUAUAAGUAAGUAGUUGCAAGCUAAUUAUUUUAAGAAAACUGUUCUAAUUGUACAAACAACUGUUUGUGAGAAUUUGGAAACAUCUCUUGAAUCUAAGUACCUGGAAAAGUACUAAAGAUUUUAUGACUAGUGAUUCUGUGAGUUUUACCAGAUGAUAAAAGUUUCAGCUGCAGAAAAAAGGAGGCCUUAAGUCCCUUAAGUCAGAUCUGAGCAUCAGCAACCUUGCUCUACAAUUUUGGAUUUGUAUCUCUGUACAAAUCUGCAGGAAUUUUCAGUUACUAAUCAUGUCUGUCCUCAGGCCACCUUUAUUUUUCCCAUUAGAAAUGUGUCUGCAGCAGCAGCAAAUGGACCAAAUCAAGAAGUGAGGGGUGACUAGAGAGUGUCUGCACAGCUACACAACCCUAAUGACCUGUGACUCCUGCAGCAGGGGAGCAGGGGCCCAGAGACUGACAGACAGCUAGAGAGGAGCCUCAUGUUUCAGGAGAGAAGUAAUGGUUUGUGUCUGUGCCAUCUUUCAGAACACCUGCAGAAUGCUAGUGCUGGGAAAUAAUGAGCCUGGUUAAUAUGGGGUCUUAAAUUAUAAGUUUUCCAGUGAUGAAUUUUAUUGCUGGCAUAAAAUUAAAAUCCUUUUCUUACUAGAUACAGAUGUCUGGGUCAUGUCAAGGACAUGGAGAGGUUUGUAGUCUUAAAAUGACAGCAUCACAACAGUGAUAUGCUAAGAAAAUAGAUAAUGAGAGAGAAUCCUGUAAAAAUUUAAAAGAGCCCCUAGAUCAAAAGCAGGAUCAAGCUUUAGCAGUAGAUUUGGCUGUACUGUCAAAAAAAGUGAUCUUGGCUACUGGAGAAAAAAAAGGUUUUGACAUAAUGGAAUGGGAAAAUAAAUAUCAAUGGUAAUGACUUCUCAUCAAUCCCAUUAUUCCUUUAAAGUACAUUGUAAAAGUUCCAGUGGGUGGUUUCGGUGUGAACAUCCUCAGAACACUCCAUUUCCACUGAAAGGGAAAAUUAACAAAACUAGCACUCUGAAUACUUUAAAUUUUUGAUAAACCCUCAACAUUUAUGAUCUGAAACAGGCAGCCAGAAUUGCUCAGGUCUUUGUGCUGACAUAUGGUAAAAGGGACUGGAGUUUUAACUUCUCCACCUUUGUUACUGGUGUUGGGUCAGGGGUGGCUAUCAGCACCCCAGAGCUGCAUCUCUGAGAGAUAAAGGACAGCUUCUGGGAGAGACCCCUGAGAAGGAGCAAUCACAAAAUAUUUCAGCAGUCAAACCUUGCCACAAGCUGUUCCAGGUACAUAAAGGCAGCAUCACAGUGUUUAUCAUGCCUGGGCUAUUCUGAAAAUAAUGUUAGUGAUGUGGAGAUCAUUGAGAAACUGCAUGGAGCUGUCUUUUUCUCCAGGUAGCUUUCACACAAGAUGUGGGUGAGGAUCCGUUCUUCGUCACCAAGUACUGGGUUUGGCACAUGUGGAAAUAAAAGCUAAAAUGGGCUUUAGCCCAUUUUUUACUGGAGCAAAGUAGAAUCCAGGAACAAAGAAGCCUUUGGCAUCUACCAGGUGCUGCAGAUUUGCCCCUGUAAUUCCAGAAACCUCUGUGGUGUAGUGUCUUCACCAGGCUUUGCCAGCUGUACAUGCUUUCUACAACACCUGUGAUAUUGAAACCACUCUCAUGUCACCUGAGGCUUGUAAAGUCCUUUUCUCAUUUCCUGGAAUAUCAGAGAAGGUAUCUACUGCAUGAUGUGAAGGAACAGCUAUCAUUUUGAUGUGAUCUCAAAAAUGCCAGCUGGAUUUACCAGCAUUAGAAACAGCAGAAAUUUAAAGUUAGCUAAUAUUGAAGGAAGGAACCUGCCAUGAUUUCCAUGUGAAUGCUUUUCUGACCUUUAUAAUUCUUUCUGACGUUCACCCCUGCCUGCACAGGGGCCCUUGCCAGAGGAGGCCAUCACCUCUUCUCCCUUUUGCCUGUCAUUUUUUGUCAUGCUUGUAAUGCUUCUAUGACCCCUCUGCUUUCCUUUGGCUAUUUCCAGUCAGCCUUUAAUGUGGUGCCUUGGGGUUCCAACUGGUUUGGAUGUAGAAUAAGUGGCAUUUUGUAAAAGCACUUUUACCUCCUAUAAAAACAAAAAUUACAGAAUGCCCCAACAAAACCCCAAGCCCUCUAGAUAGUCUCUCAAGCCCAAGCAGGGGUGUUACUGGAAACAUUUUAAAAAUUAAAGCUGAACAUAAUUUCAAAAUUGGUCAGUAUUUUUUUUAACCCCAGGGCAGCUGCAGUCAGAGCUGUGGAGUGCAAACAGCAGGAGCAAAUGCAUUCAGGUUUCAUUGUCCUUGGUGAGGGCAGUGGCAGAGAGGAACAGCAUUUAAUGAGUCAGAAAGCAAAUGGAGUUCCAAGGUGCUAUUACUUGCAUGUGAGUUACAAGUGUGAACUAGAAGCUGACAGGCUUGGCUUAAAAGCAAAAUUCAGUCCAGGGAAACUUGAGCCCUGGCCCAGGAGUACAGUUCUCUUGCUGUUUACAGAUGGGCUGGGCUUUUUUCCUGCCUCUGUUGCUGCCUGCCACAGCCAUUUCCCAGCCAUCACACAGUGAGUGAGUGGCUUUCUUUUCUGCUGUUAUUUUACUUAGAUUAUCCUCCCCUGUAAUGAACUUUUUCAAUAUGAGGGGAAGAAGAAUGUAACAAUACUCUAUAAUGAAAAUGUAACACUUUUAUAGCUUUUUGGUAGACAUCCACAUCCCCAGUUACCAAGCAUUAUACAUUUGCCAUGCGUACAGCAUCGAAGUCAUUGCCUUUGAGUUGUCACCAUGGAGAAUAAAAGCAGGAAAAGCUCCCACCAAUCUGCCUUUUUAUUAUCCUGCAGGCAAAUAAUUUGCCCAGUUUUUGCUAAGAUGUGAGCAGUUUACAUGAAUAGUUUUCAACCCAUUUUUUUGAUUACUGGGCAAUAAACCAAAUAUUCUCCAGUGGAGCAGCAGACCCUCCAUAAAUAUCAUACCAUUCACAGGAUAACAGAAAAUACAUUCUGCCCACCAUUUUCAUACAAAAAAAUCCAUGCAGGUACUCUAUGGAGUCGAACUCCUUCAGAGGAAGGAUAAACUCUCCUCUGUUCUUGCAAAUGUAAAACCUUAUUUUUAAUUCAGAAAGCCUUUAUCUUUUUAUUUGAGGCAUGUUCUUUUCUUUUGGCCUCUUUGUCCUUAGGUCUGCAGUACUCUGGAUUAUUUUUGUGUCAUAAACAAUUAGCUUCAUUCAGAUCCUGUCUCAGUAUUGGUUUAAGACUCACAUUAUUUGUAGGAGUCACCUAAGCAGCAUUUACGUGUUUAGAUCAUGUCUGAUAGGUGUUAUCAGCAGUCAGGUGCAGGAGAAACAGCUCCCAGCUCUGCCCUGUAUUUCCCUGUGCAAGGCACAGCAUCCCUUUGCUCUGAAAAUUGUCACUCAUCCUCUCUUUUAUCACCUAAAAAAGUGCUCAGUGCUCUCAGUAAAAGUGCUCAGUGUUUCUUCAGGCUUCUUUAUCACUCCUGUCUGUCCCUCAAUGCUCCCCCUCUGCAGAAGUCUCCAAGCCAACAUGGAGCAAGAAAGGUGUCCAUCCAUAGCUUAAAGCCUAAUGAGGGUGAGGAAGACCUGACAACAGAAACACGGAGAGGUCACCCAGCUCAGAGCUCUGCAGGAAGUCACUUCUGGGUGGGAAAGUGUCCGUGCCAGCCAAAAUGAGAUGCCCUGCAGCUCCCACAGGAAUUCCUGGUUGCAACUUGUGCACUUAUCCAUGAGCAUCUGGCUGUAGGUACAGGUUUGUGAUUCAGGGCCAUUUCUGAAUUAGAGAAAGAAGCCUGAAGAAAAUGCCUCAAAUGGCACAGGACCACUUAUUACAGCAGGUGUAGUGUUUUCAUUUAAUCCUUGCUGUGUGACAGAAAUCCUUUCUGCUUACAUGACAUGUUGGUUUCCAUCAGCCUCUCCAGAGCAGGUGGGAGUGAUUUUCAUGUCCUAGUUAUCAGAUCUUCUCUUUGAGCAACAAAUCACUCAGUGCACUUGUCUCUGAAUAGGUACUGCAGGGUAGUGAGAGGCAGAGCUCCAACUGGUUGCAUAUUACACUCAAGAGCCUGCUAAAUCAUUAAUUAAUUUAGUCUCUCAAAAUUCUCUGUUUCCUGGCAAAACCAGAAUGUGUCUUUCUACAGGCCUCAGGCCUGCUCACCUUGGAGUUAAAAGUUUUGGCAAGGAGUUUUAACAUCAAGUAGUGUGGAGAUCAGGUAAAGCAGUAGCACAAAAAGCUAAAAGCUUUACCUUGUGUAAAGUGUGUAAAAGGUGUGUAAAGUGUGUAAAAAGUGUAAAGAUACACUGCCCACUGUUGUGUCCUUCCUAAGGACCGGUAUGUCUACUAGUCAUUACUAAAUUUAUGUGCAGUGACAGAAAAGUCACCCAUGGUCCUUGCAAAUGAACCUCUGGCAGGAGGAUGUAGAGGGAAAUAUGGGCCAAAGCAAGACAGCCAAAUGAGAAUGCCCAGAGGCCUCUGGCCCCUGGCCCUGUUGGAAGGACAUAGCCCAGCAGGAUCUACUGUUGCUGGCUCUGGGGCUGCCCUCAGGGAACAGCCCCGCUGCUGACAGCAUCCCUGACAUGGGGUUUGCAACCCCUCUCAUCUUCACAUCACUGAUUCUGUAAGGAAGCUGAGGUCACUAAAUUGAAGGCUAUUUUAGCUAUGUAAACUCUCCUGCAUUUCUCUUUCAGAUUUUUGGCAAUUUUGGGCAAUUUUUGAAGAGUAGACCUAUGCAUUUAAAGUUUGAACAAUAGCUGUCUAAAAUGCAGGUCCUACAAAUCUUCAUGCAUGAACUUGGCCACAGUUACUGAGUGCAUACAGAAAGGGUGUGUGGACCUGGUACCUGGAAUGCUUUUCUUUAUAACUUGGAGUCUCAGCUUCUUGAGCUGAAGCUUUCAGCACAGUCAAGUGUUCAGGAUUUCUGAGAGAGUAAAAAGACUCAAAUUGGUAAAACCACAGUGCACACAACACCCCAGUGCAGCCAAUUUACAGAGAGAGCAAUGUGCAACCCUGGCAGCCAGAGCCAACUGAUGCAACUUGGAACUGGAUCUUUGUGGAGCUGAGCUGCCAAGGCUUGGACAUCACUUGGUCCCAUGCACUGGAAGGCCUUCACCCCAUGGACAGAGUGAAAGAACUUGUGUGGGUAGCAGCCUCUGAGCCUAAGGUAUGUUUUAAUUAGUACUGGGGGAGGGAAAUUAUGAAAUGUGUUUGGAGUUUGGAUGUUUCUUUUUUUUUCUUUUUUUCCCCUCUUUAAAUAGAAAUAUAUAUUUAUAUAUAUAAAAGUUUUUGUCUUUGCUCCUCAGAAGAGGGAUCUGAGGCUGCCUUCUGUUCAGGCCAGUAUGGUGCUUGAAUGAAAAAUUUCUCUCACCAGUUUCAGUAAAAUGCAACUUAGGCUGGUUCUUGUGAAUAGCUGUAAAAGGAAAGUUACUGUAGCAGAGCUCUGUAAUCAAGAGGUCUCCAUGGACAGCCUGUCAUCCUGAUGAGAGACACUUCUUAAUUAAGAGAAGAUGCUGCAUUGUAGAUGAAACAAUUCCUAAGUGUUCCAACUUCCCUCAUCAUAUCAAUGAGCUUGGAGUUACAGAGCUCCCAAAAACAAAGGGAUUUAGAGGUUUUCAAGAUAAUUAUAAGUCUAUAUAAAAGUUAAACACUCAAGCAUGUGCAGCAUGCAGAGAACAUAUUUUAAAAUGUGUUUGAAGAGCAGAAGCCUAAUUUUGUAUUACUUCAAAGAUCUUUGAAAGGCAGAGUGUGGAUAGCAUCCCAAGUAUUACUGGGAACAUCUGAGAUCCACACACUUCUGUGAAAAGCUCAACCUUACUUGCAAGAAAAUCAAUGUAAAAACUUCCCUUGCAGCUAAGCUUAAUGGAUUUCCUGUUUCAGCAUCUAAAUUACACUUGAUUUCAUGAUUAAACUAGUUCAGAUUAAUGGGAAAACAAAAAAAAGUAAUGGUCUAAAUACUGGGCAAACUGUUUAGGUGAGUGAGGGAGAACACUGGUGUUUGUGAGGCUGCCAGUAGGGAGGAGGAAAACAGAAAAGGAAAAGGAAAACAGCUGCCUGCAGGUUAACACUAAAUUCUAGCAAAGGGAAGGGUAACACACUGGUGUACUUCAGCACAUCAAGUGGCAACACAAAAAUGCUGCAUGAGCAUCGAUCACCUUACUCAGCUGAUUAGGACUCUUAUGUUGUUUCACCCACGUAUAGUACACCCCCAGGGAGUGAACCUGGGUGCUGUCCCUGUCCAUCUGCUCUGCAUAAGGUAUUAGUGUACUAUAUUCUCUCUAUAUAGUAUAUUCUGGAGUAAAAUUGUUUGCCACAGCCCACAUUCAGUCACUCACUGCCAGAUGAACAGGGCUGUCCAUGGGGGCACUUGCAGCAAGAGCUAGAAGUCUAGAAGACCAAGGCAUGAGAUGCAUCAAAACCAACAUAUUGUCCAGGCCACAGCUAGUUAGGUGGCAACCUGGUGUUUUUAGAACAUGACAGCCAGCUCUCUGAGAAGUCAUGCAGUCAGGCCAAAUCCUCACAGCACUUUUGUUUGCCAUCUCUAGAAAGAGGCUGAUCCCCAAAUGGCCUAUUCUUCUUGUACCUCAAUGAAUGACUAGGAGAGAAUAAGAAAAUGUCCUCCGAUAUUCAUAGUUCUCCCACUCUGCCUGGCUCCCAGCUAAGGGAACCUGAAUUAACCAUGUAAUGAAGCUGAACUGGGUGCUAUAGGCUCUGAACCAGGGGAUUUAUAAUGACUGAACAGAGAGAGCACAAAGUGCCCUGGCUUGUCAUGGCAGGAGUGGAGAGUAAGGGCACAGCAGCAGUGCCCCUGUGAGGACUUAACUGGGUGCAGGUAAUGCCCAUCAGCAGGCUCUCCAUGAGCCUAGUUUGAAAACUAACAGAAACAGUAUUAGAGCAGAAGAGUUCACCUGGGUUAAUACUGCUUGGCUUCUGUGCUCCUGGCACCUUUUACUCUGUAAAUGUCAUGUCCCUGGCCUUGCUUUGUCUAUUCUGCAAAUGUACACAAUUGGCUGCAACUCCAACUCUGAGGCAAGAGACAUCUUUUUGGCCACUUUAUGGGGGCAGAAUUAAUAUUCAGAAUAAAUAAAUGUUUUGGUAACAGCAUGUGCAGCAAGGACACCACCAAAAUGAAUAGUAGUUUCCAUCCUCUGGUGGCAAUGGACUUUCUGAUGGGGCUGGGAAUGCAGAAACAACAAAGGCUAUGUGUCAGGCUUUUUCAGGUCUAGCCCUUCUUAGAAACUUUAAAAAAAAAGAUGAAGAAAAGCAACAAACCUCUUAAAUGAUGUCAUUUUUGGGAACAAACAGCAAUACUGUCCACAUUAUUUCUUUCCUUUUUUUUUUUUUGGCCUGUCUUUUCUCUGACUCCAAGCCUCUCAGUGGUACAUACCGUGCUCCUCAUGAGCCUGUGGUCUAGAUUGGACUAAUCAAGUUUGGAAUGAAUUCUGAGAAGUCUGUCAUUUAAAAAUCAUGGAUCAUCUCAUGGAUCUUAAGAGUACAGCCAUGUGAACACUUAGCACAACUGUAUUAAUUCAGGCUCUCAGGGAGAAGGUGGGAGUAGAGACCAAAUUACUUAAACCAGAUCUGCUGCUGGUGGAGCAAGAAGUUGUGCACUUUGUGGCAGCAGUUGGUGGCUAAGGGAGGCAUGGAUGUAUCCACAUUACUCAGACAUUAAUUCCACUCAUAUUCUGGUCACAGCUUCCUUGUUUCCUAGGGAUCCUGUGCUCUUCAUGCUGGGCAUUCUCUCUUCCCUGAGUGAUUUCCCCCAUUUGGGAGCUCACCCCUGUGUGAAAGCUCAUUGUUUGCACCAGACCCGUGUAUGGUGCUGAAAAUAAAAAUUCUGUAGCACAACA
Lonchura striata (white-rumped munia) is the source of this 13670-nucleotide messenger RNA. It is a transcript of the gene ILDR2, whose product is annotated as immunoglobulin like domain containing receptor 2. Lineage: Eukaryota; Metazoa; Chordata; Aves; Passeriformes; Estrildidae. Gene Ontology annotation, cellular component: membrane. Gene Ontology annotation, biological process: pancreas development. The record is from RefSeq and is a predicted model, not a curated record.